Messenger RNA from Octopus bimaculoides (California two-spot octopus), 778 nucleotides. RefSeq lists its product as uncharacterized. The record is from RefSeq and is a predicted model, not a curated record. Lineage: Eukaryota; Metazoa; Mollusca; Cephalopoda; Octopoda; Octopodidae. Gene Ontology annotation, biological process: protein homooligomerization. Gene Ontology annotation, molecular function: cysteine-type deubiquitinase activity; protein binding.
CUGUAGUAACGCCUGCGCAUGCGUAGUCUUACGCAUGCGUAGAAUUAAACAAGCAAGCGUUUCCCGCUCAAUUCAUUCUCUUUCUCGCUGGCCAGCGAUUGAGCAUGGACGUGUGUUUAAAGCUGUCUCUACAUCUUUCGGUCUUACACUCGACAGCUCGUUAUUCUCACCUCUAAAGAUGUAUAACUAAAGAUAUCGUAUGGCUGAAAUGAACAAAAUCCAAGACAACCGGAUAAAACUAGACAUCGGUGGAAUUCAGUUCACUACGUCGUUGCUCACUCUUAGAAAAGAUAUGACAUCCAUGCUGGCAGCCAUGUUUAGUGGACGCCAUCUUCUCAAAACAGAAAACGACGGGAGUUAUUUCAUCGACCGCGAUGGCACCCAUUUCCGAUACAUCUUGAACUACUUGAGAGACGGAGGUUUGAAAGAAGGCACCCUACCAAUGACGAACGAAACUGCACUCAAAGAACUUCUCAUCGAAGCCGAAUAUUAUCAGUUGAUUGAUCUCAUAGACUGUCUCCAGAAUAUUCUGCAGAAGAAAGAAGACAAAUAUACAAACGAGAAAGAAACGGAAAACGUGAAAGACGAAGAAAAAGAAAAAGAAACAGAGACAAUUGAAUAAAUUGGGGGUGGAAAUAAUAAUAAUAAAAAAAAACAAAACAGAUAAAAAUUAAAGAAAUUUCUGCAGAGAAUAAAUUUGCUUUGAUGAAGGUAAAUCCUUUAAGAAAAGUUUGUAAAAAUGAAACAAACAAAAAGCAAUAAAAACGCCGAAACAAUA